AUGGGCGAAGAUGACCAAGACAGAUCGUCUGAAGUUAGCAGCCAAGGAGUUGGAAUUGGUGAUCCCGGAGACCCAGAACCUCUACCUGCUUCACGUCCCUCCAAUCCUCUCCUGCCACCACCCCUGACACCAUCUCCAUCCUCAGCACCUCCACGCCAUCUCCAGCUGCUAGCAGCUCCGAUGAUACCAAAAAUCGAGGAUAUGGCAAUUGGCUCUUGCUCUUUGCGAAAAACUUUUUUCGCGGACAAGGAAUCCGAUCAAAAUGGAUUUAUUGUGGUGCCACACGGGCUCAAAGUGGUUUGCUACUAUGUGCCAGAAGGAAUCUUGAUUAAUUAA
Messenger RNA from Caenorhabditis briggsae, 336 nucleotides. The record is from RefSeq and is a predicted model, not a curated record. The transcript has 3 exons. Lineage: Eukaryota; Metazoa; Nematoda; Chromadorea; Rhabditida; Rhabditidae. The coding region runs from base 1 to 336 and encodes 111 amino acids.